AUGGCUUCAUUGAUUGCGGCCGAACCCCAACCCCACGCCGUGCUAGUCCCUAUUCCGGCGCAGGGCCACAUCACCCCGUUCCUGCGCCUGGCCACCCUCCUCCUCGCUCGCCGCUUCCACGUCACCUUCGUCCUCACUGAGUACAACGCUCGCCGCCUGGCCCGGUCCCGGGGCCACGACUGGGCCGCCGCCGCCGGCCCAUCCUUCCGCGUCGAGACAAUCCCCGACGGCCUCCCUCCGCCGCCUUCCGACAAGCAGGACGUGACGCAGGAAGUCCCGGCGAUAGUCUUGUCCGUGCGCUCCACGUGCCUCGUCCCCUUCAGGGACCUCAUGGCCCGCCUCGGACGAGCGCCUGACGUGCCGCCGGUAACAAGCAUCGUAUCCGACGGAGGUAUGGGAUUCACCGUCGACGAGGACUUCGGCGUGCCUGUGUUCUUCUUCUUCACGCACAGCGCCUGUGGCGGCUGGAGCUACCUUCACUAUCCGGACCUGGUCAGCAGAGGCUACACGCCUCUCAAAGACGAAAGCUUCUUGACGAACGGGUACCUGGACACGCCCAUUGACUGGAUCCCCGGCCUGGAGAAGCUCCGCCUGCGGGAUUUCCCCACCUUCGUCCGCACCACUGACCCUGAUGACGCCAUGCUCAAUCUUAUUGUCCGCCGUGCCACCGUCGACGCCCCUCGAUGCGCAGGCUUGAUCCUCAACACAUUCGCCGCUCUUGAGGGCCCUGUUCUCGCCGCGAUCCGUUCCAAGUACCCCAACCUCUACGCCAUCGGCCCGCUCCCCUCCUCCCCCGUCUCCUCCUCCCUCUGGAACGUGGACGUGGAUUGCCUCCGGUGGCUGGACGCCCAACCCGACGCCUCCGUCCUCCACGUAAACUUCGGCAGCAUCACGGUGGUCACAAAGUCGCAGCUGAAAGAGUUCGCGUGGGGCCUGGCGCGAAGCGGGCACCGGUUCCUGUGGGCGGUGAGGCCGGAUCUGUUGCAGGAUGGCGAUGCUGCGGCGAUAGUGAAAGAGAUGGCGGCGAAAGUGGGGGAUCGAGGAGCGGUGGUUGGGUGGUGCGACCAGCAGAGGGUCUUGGCUCACCCGGCGACGGCGGCUUUCCUGUCGCAUUGCGGGUGGAACUCGACGCUAGAGAGUGUGGUCGAAGGCAGGCCUGUCGUAUGCUGGCCCUUUUUCGCCGAGCAACAGACCAACUGCCGGUACUUAUGCGCGACGUGGCGUAUAGGCGUGGAGAUUUCCGGCGAGGUGACGCAGGAGGAGGUGGAACGCUGCGUGCGGGCCGUAAUGGCGGAUGAAGAAUUGAAGCGCAGGGCGGCCGACUGGAAGGAGAAAGCGAGGGAUGCUGUUGGCCCAGGUGGCUCCUCCACCACCGAUCUCGAUAGGCUGGUCGUCAGCUUGAUGUAGACGAGAAAGCAAUCGCUGUCGUGAAUUUAAUUCCGUGCCCGAUUGCACCACUGGAUGUCCUAUUUACUUUUUCUCCCCAUGUGAAAAAAAAAAAAGUAAAUAAAUAAAUAGUGGUUCCCUCCUCAUAUGGCGUCUCUGUUAAUAUGUUUCUAGAUUCACACUGAAGAAAUAAAUCAUGAAUGACUAUUGAUUUCCUUC
Molecule: messenger RNA, 1605 nt
Organism: Zingiber officinale
Lineage: Eukaryota; Viridiplantae; Streptophyta; Magnoliopsida; Zingiberales; Zingiberaceae
Product: linamarin synthase 2-like
Exons: 2
Coding region: 1-1407 (468 amino acids)
Molecular function (GO): UDP-glycosyltransferase activity
Source: RefSeq, a predicted model, not a curated record